AUGAAUAAAUUCAUCGAUGUCAAGGUGUGCCCGGGGCCUGGCUUGUGGGAAACGGCCAUCCAGGAAUGUUCCAUCUUCGUGUUCGAGAAGCGGACGGCCGAAAAGCUGCACAAACCAAAGCGGAAGGAGACGGUUACGGAAAUUUUGCGAGCAUCCGUAAAGCAGCUGGAACGGUUUCGGCAUCCCAAGAUCCUGCAGAUCAUGCACACGGUCGAGGAGAGUUCGGAAACGCUCUCGUUCGCCACCGAACCCGUCAUCGCCAGCUUGGCCAACAUCCUGGCCUAUCAGGAAGCGGGCGGAACAAUUACGGGACCACCGAGCACGGGAGCAUCCGGCCAGCACUGCCCAACCACCAUCGCCCCGAACCGGCCGGCCCACGCGAAAGAGUACACGUUCCUGGACAUUGAGCUGAAGUACGGAAUCCUACAGAUCACCGAAGCACUAUCGUUCCUGCACUACUCCGGGCAAGUGAUACACAAAAACGUCUGCCCGUCAUCGAUACUGAUCACGAAAAAGGGCACCUGGAAGUUGGCCGGAUUCGAGUUUACCGAGCGCACCAACGAAACCGAUGCAACCGAUCCCGUACCGUGCCAACCCUGGUCGACCAGAGCCUCCAAGCUGGUGCAACCGAAUCUAGACUAUAUGGCGCCCGAAAUCCAGAUUAACAGUAGCUGCAGCAUACUGAGCGAUAUGUUCUCGCUCGGGAUGGUUAUUUGCGCCAUCUUCAACCACGGCCGCUCGCUGAUCCAGUCGGGCAAUUCACCCUCGACCUACCUGAAGCAGAUGGAACUGCUAGAUGAGGCCGUGCACAAUAUCCUACCGAGGAUACCGAUCCCGCUGCAGGAGGCAACCACAAGGCUAUUGAAGAAAUCACCCGGAGCUCGCCCGACGGCUCAGCUACUAACGCUCAUCAAGUACUUCAGCGAUCCGGCCGUCCAGGCGCUACAAUUUCUCGAUGUCAUCAACAUGAAGGACCCGACGCAGAAAACGCACUACUACCGGAGCACGCUCAGAGAAGUUCUACCGUUCAUACCGCGGAAACUCUGGUGGCAACAUAUCUGGCCUAAUCUGCAGCAGGAAAUGCGUGCUGAUGAAGUGCUGGCCGCCGUGUUGCAGCCCGCCCUCACCCUGGUCCAAGAAUCUUCAAACUCGGAAUAUGAAGCAAUCAUUUUACCUACCUUUAAGACUGUUUUUGUAGCUCCAAAAUCUAUACAAGCAACCGUAGCGUUAUUAGAGAACUUACACAUUAUUCUAGAGAAAACACCACGGGACGAUAUACGGACGGAAGUUUUACCCCUACUGUUCAACGCACUGGAAAGCACAACGAUACAGGUGCAGAGUGCAGCCCUGGUGGCGGUAACGAACGUGUACGACUAUCUGGACGACAUCACGAUCAAGAAGCUGGUGCUGCCGAAGCUAAAGUCGGUGUUCGAGAAGAACCAGAGCGAUCUGAAAAUCAUGGGCAACGUGCUGCAGUGCGUCGAACGUACGCUGGAUAAGCUGGAUAAGUCUCAGAUAAUCGAUGAGGUGCUGCCACUGCUGCUCGAGGUACGGCUCACCGAUCCGGACAUUGUGGUGCGCGUCGUCAACAUCUACCGGAUCAUGCUGUGUGACAAAAAGUAUGGCUUAACCGUGAACAUCAUGGCGACCAAGGUGAUGCCCACGCUGCUACCGCAAACCGUGAAUCCGUCGUUAAAUCUCGAACAGUUUAUGAUUCUUCUGGAGGUGCUUCAAGAAAUGCUGGACCAAAUAGAUAGACAACAACGUAACAAAUUGAAGCUGGACAAUCUAUCGCUCCCGUCGCCGGACCGGCACCGGCCGCUGCGGCAUCAGUUCUCGUCCGACAACAUGAACGCGCAGCAGUUCAACAUACCGAACCUGCGCAUCGACCAGCGCAAAACGUCGAGCGCCGAGGAUAUGGCACGCAAGAACUCGACAGGUACCCGAAGAGGAUCGGGUGCUCUAGGUAGCUGGUGGUUCGGCGGUUCGCCGUCCUCGCCGGACAGCAACUUCCUGCGCGUGGUGAACGCGUUCCCGAACCGCCGCCUGUCCGACAACACGCUCAUGACGCCGAAAAUACGCAUCGCGCCAUCUUGUGCUUCGUCUCCGGGUGGAACCCCGGGCGGAGGGCUACCGAUACGACGACAUUCGAGCAUUGGUCCGCAGGAACGACGAGGCUCCAACAUCAAUCUGUCACCGCCGACUCUUGCACGGAGCAUGAUCGGAGGCUCGAUGCCGAACACUUCGAGCAGUGUUCCGUUCCUACUGUCGUCGAGCAUGCAAUCGAUCCGGAGCCGUCGUACCUCGACCGUGCUCUCGUCCGGACCGCUCGGUUCCGGUUCCGGUCUGCUCCAACAGCUCGGUUCCGGCAUGCGACAGCUGUACGCAUUAAUGACCAAAGAUAGAUUCACGAUCAGCAGUAAUAGUAGCACACAGCAGGCACCGCCCAAACCGCACGCACCACUGUCAGCAUCCGCCACGGCUCUCAACACCGCAUCCACUGCAUCCACCGGCAGCGCUACUACGCUCACCGUCGGCACCAUUAAGCUCACCAGCGGUGGAAUCGCCACCAUUACCAAUAAUGCAAGCAUUCCCGCGUCCGGUCCGUCAAGCGCGACGACCGGCCUCGUAGCUUCGACCGGUCCGCAGGGCUCCACAACAUCGCUUACCAUCGCGGGCCAGUUCCCCAAAUGUCCAUCGCCGGGCAGUACGAUCGGUACCGUCACGCUGGGGACGACCCGAUCGGUUAGCAGCACACUGAGUGCGUCGAACAAUGGGGUACAUCUGAGUGGGAGCACGUUUUCGACCUCGCUUUCGAAUCGUAUCACGGCGCAGGUACCGCCACCGACGACACUACCGAUCGGGAGUAUGGCCGCACGGUCACCUACCUUCGGAGCGAGUGCUCACCGUUAGUGAGGAAGGAAAAUGGUGUUCCAUUCCUUGAGCAGAUUCUUACAGAGCUUAUCAAUAUUGCCUUUAGCAUGAUGUUUACAUUUCCGCAUAGCAAGUAUCAGCUUCCAUUUAAGAAUAGUUAAAGUUUGCCAAAAAUACAUUUUUUAGUAAAAUUGUAUCUUGAGUUACACACACGCCUGAAAGUAUGCAAUUUUUUAAAUUAUCAGACUCUCUGGCUAAAGCUAGGAAAACUAAACAACCUAAUGUAUGUAUUAAUAAAAAAAAUCUAUCUUAACUUUAACAAAUAGCCCUUUGGGGAGAGUGAUGGAUUUUGCAACUUAGCUCUAAGCUCUAAGCAAAAUGGAAUUGGGGGUCUAGUAACUCACUGAUUCCGUUGCUUGGAAGGGAUGUUCGCUUUGUGCGUUCGGGGCUCCUUGCGAAUUCGAAGUCCCCUACGGCCGUUUAGUCAGCGUAUCGUUAAACGCACCACCGUCAGUGGAUUAAAUUCUACGCCUUCCAGAAAAAUGAUACCAUACCUUACUGGUCAGCUGUAUCACAGAUAGUUAGCUACUCGACUACCCCAGUCGGUUUUCAGUUCUUUUGAGGCUUAAACGAACACCAAGUACUUCAUCUUUGCCCUUAAACAUUUUGG
This is a messenger RNA of Anopheles stephensi (Asian malaria mosquito), 3544 nucleotides long. Its product is annotated as SCY1-like protein 2. Bases 1 to 2913 code for a protein of 970 amino acids. The transcript is spliced from 19 exons. Gene Ontology annotation, biological process: protein phosphorylation. The record is from RefSeq and is a predicted model, not a curated record. Lineage: Eukaryota; Metazoa; Arthropoda; Insecta; Diptera; Culicidae. Gene Ontology annotation, molecular function: ATP binding; protein kinase activity.